Molecule: messenger RNA, 824 nt
Organism: Vanessa tameamea
Lineage: Eukaryota; Metazoa; Arthropoda; Insecta; Lepidoptera; Nymphalidae
Gene: CPH32
Product: glycine-rich protein-like
Exons: 2
Coding region: 258-653 (131 amino acids)
Source: RefSeq, a predicted model, not a curated record
CCAAACGCGACAUCGCCGUUUGGUGGAGUCGGUAAUAAUUAAACUAUUUGCCAAUGCAAUAUUAAAAGCAAAAGGAAACGAAAAUUUCUAACAUCCUGGUGAUUCAUAGAAUAAUUUUAGACACCGUAUCCACUUGCCCUCUAUACCUAGGCUAGAUAGUUAGCAGCUAGAGGGGCGGAUAGGGCUCGUAUAAAAGCACUAGGGCCCCGUCACGAACUGAGUCAGUCUGGAAACCCCGAUAGGCACUACUUGAAAAUAUGAAGGCUAUACUGUGUGUACUUCUGGUGGCCGCCGUCUCCGUUUACGGCGCCGAAGAGAAAAAGAAUGAGAAACGAGGUCUUCUGGGACUCGGCUAUGGCGGUUCCCUGCUGGGCCACGGAGGCGGCCUCUAUGGAGGACACGGAUUGGGCCUGUACGGUGGCCACGGUCUGAGCAUCGCCUCGGCCCCCAUCGUCAGCCAUAGUGUCGCCAUUCCCGCCCCCGUGAUCAGCCAUAGCAUCGCACCUGCACCCAUCCUGGACCAUGGCCUCAUCGGUGGUCACGGUCUAAUCGGUGGUCAUGGCCUCAUCGGUGGUCAUGGACUCAUCGGUGGCUACGGAGGACACGGCUUGGUCGGAGCGCCUCUGCUAGGCCUCGGUCAUGGCUGGCAUUGAAACUUACUGCAAUAUUUGCAAUUAUAAUCUUAUUCUGUAGAUUAUAUUUCAUUAAGUCAAAAAACUGUCAUUGUAAUUGAGCCCACCACGACGCGCGGCUCCCUCUGUGCCAAAUUAGCUUCUUCAGGUUUACAUGUACAAUUAAGUUGAAUAAAUGCUAUAAACCCACAA